UCCCGGAGCAGGCUCGGGGCCCCGCGCCCCGGCCGGAGGAUGCUCGGCCUCUGAGGGCGGCCCGCUGCCCGCCGCGCCCGGCCGCUCGCCAUGGGCAAGGACCAGGAGCUGAUGCAGGCGGUGAAGGCGGAGGACGUGGGCACGGUGCAGAAGCUGCUGCAGCGGCCCAAGCCCGGCAAAGCCAAGCUCCUCGGCUCGGCAAAGAGAGUCAAUGUCAACUUCCAAGACACUGAUGGGUUCUCGGCCCUGCACCACGCCGCUCUCAAUGGGAACACAGAGCUCAUCUCACUGCUGCUGGAGGCCCAGGCCGCCGUGGACAUCAAGGACAAUAAAGGGAUGCGGCCCCUGCACUACGCUGCCUGGCAAGGCAAGAAGGAGCCCAUGAAAAUGGUGCUGAAAGCCGGGUCGUCUGUGAACGUCCAGUCGGACGAGGGGCAGAUCCCCCUGCACCUGGCGGCGCAGCACGGCCACUAUGACGUGUCGGAGAUGCUGCUCCAGCACCAGUCCAAUCCGUGCAUCAUGGACAAUUGCGGGAAGACGCCCCUGGACUUGGCGUGUGAGUUUGGCCGGGUCGGGGUGGUCCAGCUGCUGUUGAGUAGUAACAUGUGCACAGCCCUGCUGGAGCCCAAGCCGGGAGACGCCACCGACCCCAACGGCACCAGCCCCCUGCACCUGGCAGCCAAGAAUGGGCACAUCGACAUCAUCAGGCUCCUGCUGCAGGCUGGCAUCGACAUCAACCGGCAAACCAAGGCGGGCACAGCCCUGCACGAGGCAGCCCUGUGCGGCAAGACGGACGUGGUGCGCCUCCUGCUGGACAGCGGGAUCAACGCCCACAUCCGGAACACCUACAGCCAGACGGCGCUGGACAUCGUCCACCAGUUCACCGCCACCCAAGCCAGCAAGGAGAUCAAGCAGAUGCUGCGGGAUGCCUCGGCAGCGCUGCAGGUCAGGGCCGUUAAAGAUUAUUGCAACAACUACGACCUGACCAGCUUGAACGUGAAAGCCGGAGACGUCAUCACCGUUCUGGAGCAGCAUGCGGACGGCAGAUGGAAGGGCUGUAUCCAUGACAACCGGACCGGCAAUGACCGCGUGGGCUAUUUCCCGUCCAGCCUCGUGGAAGCGAUCAGCAAGCGCACAGGGUCCCGAGGGUCUGACAGCCCGUCGCAUCUGUCGCCGUCGCAGGGCGGAUCCGCUGCCAUGCCGGCUCCUGUGGAAGAGAUCUGGGUGCUGCGCAAACCCUUUGCAGGUGGGGACCGCAGCAGCCUGGGGAGCACGGGGAGCGUGGCCAGUGCCCGGAGCUCGGGGAGCGGGCAGAGUACGGGAAGUGGCAGCCAUGCCCUGCAUGCUGGCUCCGAAGGGGUCAAGCUGCUGGCGACGGUCCUGUCCCAGAAGGCAUCGGUGCAAGAGUCUGUGGUGGGUGAUGCGCCGGCCAAGGCCCUGGAGGCGCCUGCAGGUUCUUCUCGGACUCAGAGCCUGGCCAGCUCUGCCUACGCCGGGCAGCCACCCGCUGAGCAGCAGCUGAAGAAGAUAGAGCCAAUGUCAGAAGGGAAGAGCUCUGAGGCCGUCUACCAGUGGCUCUGCAAGUUCCAGCUGCAGCUGUACGCGGCCAACUUCAUCAACGCCGGGUACGACAUCCCCACCAUCAGCCGGAUGACCCCAGAGGACCUCACAGCCAUUGGCGUGACGAAACCCGGACACAGGAAGAAGAUCACUUCGGAGAUCAACAGCCUGAAUAUCCCCGAGUGGCUUCCGGAAUACAAGCCGGCCAACCUGGCUCUCUGGCUCUCCAUGAUCGGCCUGGCCCAGUACUACAAAGUCCUGGUGGAGAACGGCUACGAGAACAUCGACUUCAUCACGGACAUCACGUGGGAGGAUCUGCAGGAGAUCGGGAUCACGAAGCUGGGCCACCAGAAGAAGCUGAUGCUGGCGGUGAAGAAGCUGGCAGAAAUCCAGAAGGCCGAGUACAUCAAGUAUGAGUCGGGGACUCUGAAGAAGAAGGCACCCCAGUCUCUGGAUGUGCUGGCCAUCGAGUCCCCUCAGCAGGAGAGCGCCGAGUGCCAGUCUCCCAAGAUGACCACCUUCCAGGACAGCGAACUGAGCAACGAGCUGCAGGUGGCCCUCACGGGUACGGGAGAGGCACCCGAGGGCCAGGAGAAGCAGGCGAACCACGUGGCACAUAUCCGGGACGGGGCAGGCUACCGGGGUCCCCCCUCCAGGCACGUGCAUGAGAACAGCCUGAGCGGCCGGGCGAAGCACAUAAGCAGCUCCCAGGAGCUGCUGGGGGACGGGCCCAAGGGGCCAAGCGCAGCCAUGUCCAAGAGCCAGGAGUACCUGACGGAGGAGGUGAAGGAGGGGCCUCCCAGCAUGCCCAAGGAGGUCAGGCCCGUGCGGCAUGGGCACACCGUCAAGAGAGCCAGCGUGCCCCCAGUGCCAGGCAAGCCCAGGCAGUCAUUCCCCCCAGCCGGAGGGCGCUUUACCCCACCGCAGACGCCCACCAAGCCGCGGCCGUCCUCGCCCCAGACGCUCAUCGUGCCCCACGCCACGGCCAAGGUCAAGCCCACGCCGCAGCUCCUCCAGCAGGCCGACCGCCCCAUGUCGCCCAGGUCCCUGCCUCAGUCCCCCACCCACAGGGGCUUUGCCUACGUCAUGCCACAGCCCGUGGAGGGCGAAGGCCUCGCCGGGCACCCGCCGGGCCCCGUGGCACAAGGAGUCCCAGUCCUGCCAGUCUCGGUGCCCGUGCUGUGCCUGCCGCCGCAGAGCGGGGAGGCAGAGGAGGAGCUGGGCAGGCCGAAGAAGCGCGCGCACAGCCUGAACCGCUACGCCAUGUCCGACAGCGAGCAGGAGCGGGAUGAGCUGCUGGUGCCGGACGCCGGGCCCUAUGCCACGGUGCAGCGGCGGGUGAGCAGGAGCCAUUCGGUGCGGGCGCAGUCGGGCGGAGACAAGAACGUCAACCGCAGCCAGUCCUUUGCCGUCAGGCCCAAGAAGAAGGGGCCUCCCCCGCCACCGCCCAAGCGCUCCAGCUCCGCCAUCUCCAGCACCAACAUGGCCGACGACUUCACCAAGGAGGGGGAAGGGGAGGUGCCCGGCGGGGAGGAUGAGGAGGCACAGGAGAGUUACCGGGAGCAACGGCGCGCGAGCGACUUUGGGGGCAGCGUGGACACGGGCAGCGCGGGUAGCGUCAAGAGCAUCGCGGCCAUGCUGGAGAUGUCCUCUAUUGGCGGGGGCGCCCGGGGCUUGGCCCUGCAGAAGCCUCUCGCAGGAGGAGGAGGGAAGGGACCCGAAGGCUACUACCUGCACCCAGCUGGUGCCAUGCACCUGGCCAGCCCGGAGCAUUCCCGUGUGGCCGCCGUCCUGGCCGCUGUGAAGCACAAAGACGCCAUUGGCCUGGACGGGGAGGUGGUGAACCGGCGCAGGACCAUCAGCGGCCCCGUGACCGGCCUCAUCGCGGCCGCCCGCAGGGAGCGCUCCGACAGCAUCAGGUCGGACACGGGCAAGGACGGCGGCCCGGUGGAGCGGCUGCGGGCAGAGCACGGGGGCUCCCCCCAGAACAGCUCAGCCGAGAACAUCCCCUUCGCCGAGGAAGGGAACCUGACCAUCAAGCAGCGGCCCCGGCAGAUGGGGCUGGCCAAGGGCGAGGCAGGGGAGGGGCUGUCACCUGCUCACCGGCACGGGGACCUGGCUAAGGUGGAGGCCAGCGCCACACUCAAGAGGAGGAUCCGGGCCAAACAGAGCCAGCAGGACAGUGUCAAGUUCAUCCUGACCGAGUCGGACACGGUCAAGCGACGGCCCAAGUCCAAAGACAAGGAGCAGGGGCUGGAGCCGGCCCCCCUCUCCGUCUACCAGAACGGCACCGGCACAAUCAAGCGGAGGCCGACGUCUGAGAUGAGCGGUGCAGAGACACCCCCGCAGGGCCCUGCCGCAGGCGACCGGCAGGACAGGCUGGAGCAUGCGCCGCAGGGUGUGAGCGGGGAGCCCAAAAAGCCCUUCAAGCCACCGGUCUCUCCCAAGCCCGUGUUAACCCCACAAGCACAGAAGGUCCCCGGGCCGCCUACACCCACUUCCAAAAAGGCGCCGAUCCCCAGCCCCGGCAGCCCAGAGGUGAAGCGAGUCCACGGCACCCCACCCCCGGUGUCGCCCAAGCCCCCACCACCCCCGACGGCACCCAAGCCCCCCAAGCUCCACGCCGCCAUCCAGUCAGUGAGUGCAGGCUCCACGCCCACCCCAUCCCCUGCCAAGCAGCUCACCACGACGAUCAAGCCUUCAAGCACACCGCCUUCGCUCUGCUCGAGCCCCGCCAAGCCCCUAUCGCCCGGCGGGCAGCCCCAGCAGGUGCCUGUCAAGCCGCCGCGCUCCUCCAUCGCCGGGCCCUCGACGGAGAGCGCCAGCCCCGAGAUGGCACACCAGAAGCUGGAGGAGACCAGCGCCUCGCUGGCGGCUGCCCUGCAGGCUGUGGAGGAGAAGAUCAAGCAGGAGGAUGGGCAGGCAGCAGACGCCGCUGCGGAAGCGAAGAGCACAGUCAGCAUUCUGGACGACAUUGGCAGCAUGUUCGAUGACCUGGCCGACCAGCUGGACGCCAUGCUGGAAUGAGGCCCGAGGAGAACCCCAGCUAACCUCAGGAUUUACCGUGGGUACAAGGGCACAACGAUCCACUGACUCCCAGCCCCCCUCCCUGCCCCUUGUACAGCCUGUCCCCACUCGGCGAACAGCCCAUCCUUCGGGGUUUGCACAAAGAAGAAAAGAUUACCUCAGGAUUGUGCUCACACAGACCGUGGCCCGCGGCGCUCGGGGCAGGCUUUUGGCGGGAGUGGGUGUGCAGAAGCAAAAAAACAAGAAGCCCUGUUAUGUUUUAUUUCCUACCUAAGUAGCAAGCGACCGUGGGAUAAAGGCGCCCGUAAUGCUGUCUACACCCAACUGCCAGGCCGAGAACCCCGUGGGGUAGGGCUCGUCCCCUGACUCGCCCCUCCGGGCCAAACCCGACAUCCCAGCGAGAACGGUUCUGAUCCGGUUGUGCCGUUGAGCUGAACUUCCACCUUUUUUAGUUUGAACCGACCGUUCUCUCUCUCUCUGGACUCCCAGAUGUGACAGUUCUGUGUGUAGCCAAACGUGGCCCAAGUCAGUAUUGAUCCAUCUGCUUUCCUCCCCAUUCGGUUUGGGUUAGACUCGCGUUCAGGUGACGCCGUGUUGCUAUCGUUUCUCACCCAAGCACCGCCAUUAUCCCGUGUGCCGCCGUCUGCGUUCCCAUGCCCCCGUCUGCUGAUGUUGGGAGACGCUAGGAGUGGUGGGCCGGGGCCGCCCGCUGUGGGUGCCAGGGUGGGUGCUUGCCCGCUGGCGUUCGAUUCGCUGCAUGCUUUGUUUUACUCGGAAGGUGUUUGUUUGUUCUUUCCUGGUGCUGAGAAGCUGUGACCGUGAGACGUUGUUCUGGUGACAAGUCCGGUUUGACCAAUUAGCUCUUUCAUUUAAAAAAAAUUUUUUUUUUUCUGUGUUCUGGUUAUUUUGGGGGCCGUCUUGCCGCGGAAGCAGCGCUCUGCGCCAUGAGAAAGCUUUGUAGGUUUGCAUGCUCGAGACAGUGUUAUGACAAGAAAACAAAAAUAUAGCAAAUAGCCCCCUCCCUCCCACAUGCCGCUCCCUGCUGGGGGGCGGCUCCUGGUGGCUGCCCGAGGGGGUGGUUCCUGGGUGGCUUUCACUGCACAGAAAGGGCUGUUGGAAAUCUGAGCACAGCCCCAUCACCUUGCCCUUUUCUCCACUCACAACCGCUUGGCUUCCAAAGACUUUGUCCUUGACUUGGACUAUUCAGCCUUUAAUGUCCGUCCUCACCCCGCUCCUCUGCGGGAGUGACAGCCAGUCCCAGGCUUGCUGGCCGCCGGGGGCCUGGUUGUGCUCUGUGGAAGCCCGUGGCAGCGGGCUGGGGGCCUCGGAGGGCGGAUUCCAUGGAAAGGGAUGCUUGCAUGUGUUCGGCCCCCAACAGGGUGGUGUCCCCGGAGCAGUAGGGCUGCGGGGGAUUUGGCGCCACUGGGGAUCUGGGCCUCACCCUUUAGGGACAGUGUGAGCUGGGCCAUGGAGGGGGUGAGCAAUGGUGGGGCUCUCAGCCAGGAGGAGCCAGAACAUUGUGCUGGGUGGGGAGCGGGGGGAGAACCCUCCUGCAGAUGCUGCUUGAGGGCAGGGGCUGGGAGGGAAGGGGCUCUGAUGGCAGGAGCCUGGGGGCUUGUCAGCUCUCUGAGGGCUGUGGGCGCCAGGCUGUGGGUAUUCAGAGCCAGGCUCUACCCAUGCAGGGCUGGGGCAUUGGCAAACCAUGGGCCAGGCUGACUCCCAUUUCACUGCUCCGUCCCCUACCACAGCGGCCAAGAGCCCCGCCCUGAACAGACCCCCCCAGGCCUGCCCUGCAGGCCCUGAAGAGCCCAAGCCCCCGGGAGCUUUGCUGCUGUUAAUAGAGCAUUGCCUAGUGAGCGGCGCACAGGGCUCUCAUCCAUCUCCAGCAAGGCGCUGUGUCAGCCUGGUCCCCGGCUGCCGUGGGAGGUGAGGGGCUUCAAGGGGGAUACGAGAGGGUGGCUCUGUGGGGUCUGCUGGGGGCAUCGGCAGACAACUCAGCGAUGGCAAAGGGAAGCCAGCCUGAGGUGCCUCCGCCUUAGAGACACGGACAGCCUGAGCCAGACCAUGGGGUCCCCAGCGCUCUGCCCAGUGGGUUCUGCUGGCGGGGUGCGGCCCGUGCGAGGCAGGCAACCGCCAGGGCCAGAUCCGGGGGAGCUGCGUGGUGAGGAGGGGGAUGGGGCUGCAGCCCUGGGGCGGGACACCCCUCAUAUGAGCACAAUACAGGAGUCCCUAGUGUUGGAUUCCCAAGUGGCCGGUCAGGCCUCUCUGCUCCGGUGCUGCUCCUCCUACCCCCCACCGGGCCAGAGGGCACCGCUGGGGCAGCGCUAAUGGCCCUGGAGCAGAGGGAGCUCAGGGAGCAAAUCCCUUUCCUUGUCCCAGUCAGUCCCAAUGCCAGCAGCAUUUCCUGGUACCUCUCUGUAACGUGGGGCUCACUUGGCCCCCCCACCCUGCGCCCCAGCCCUGCCUUCCCUCAGGGAGACCAGCUUGUGUCAGAGCAUGACCUUGGAGAACCGCAGUAGCUAACACACGUAUAACCCCGUAGCACGCGGCGCAGGCAGCUCAUGUCAGCUGCUCCCGGCUAAGCCCUGCUGGAAUGACAGGCGUGGCAGACAGUUCCUCCCUGGGCCACUGGCUGAUGGAGCAGGGCGCUGCACCCUGCUGGUUAAUCCCACUGCUCCAGGCUGUGUUCUGAACACCCCGCCGUCCGUGGGGAGCCGAGCCCUGGGAGGGAGCCGCACUCCCUAGAAAUGCACUGCCAGUUUCCAGUCCAGGCCCAUGGGCGUGCCUGACUGGCUCCAGCCAGGCUUCUGCUAGCCCAGUGUCCCUUCUCAGAGAGGGGCCAGUUCCAGAUGCAGCGAGGUGGGUGUAAGAAUGCUGCAGUGGCAGGUGUAGGAUAAUUCCCCUCGGCUCUCAUUAGGCCUCCUCCUGGUCUUUUAGGGCUUGUCUGCAGGGCACCCCUGUGCCUUUGCCAGGGGUGUGAAUUGUAGAGAUGAAAUUAAUAGGCAGUAGGUUUGAUACAAACAGAAGGAUGUAUUUCAUCACACAAUGCACAGUUAACCUGCGGAACUCAUUGCCAGGGGGUGGGUGAAGCCAAAGAAUAACUGGGUUCAAAAAAGUAUUAGAUCAGUUCAUGGAGGAUUGGUCCUUCGAUGGCUGGACAGCAGGGGGUGGAUCACUCUGAGCCAUCUGGUGCCAGUCACUGCCGGAAGACACGACACUGGGCUGGAUGGACCAUUGGUCUGAUCCAGCGUGGCCGUUAUGUUACGAUUCACUAUGUACCUUUUAGUUCAUGCCAGCGGGUCUACAUGGGGCAAUUAGAGUGCUCAACCAUUCACACCCCUCGGGCUUGCACCGCAGUGCCAUGGAGACAAGCCCUACCCAUCAGCAUUUGGCUACAGCCCUGAAGCAGGAGAUUUAAUGUCCCUGCCCAUAUGUGUGUUGCCGUUAGUUAUGCUAACUCCGGCUCUGCUGGAUCCCCCUAGAAAUGUCCAGUCCCUUUUCAAGUCUCCAAGAGGCUGGUGAGCCGUGCACUGCGAUGCUGGCCCAAGGGACUGGGGCAUGUCUGAGAAAUCCCAAAUUGCUCAUCGGUUUCUAAAGCCUCAAUAUCCGGCCCCAUUUCUGUAACCUGGCUCCCUCCUCCCUGCCCCUUGCUGUGUCUGAACAAGCAGGGGUGACGCCCGGACCAGAACUAACAGCCAUGGGGCUGUUCGUUGGGCUCAAGCUGAGGUUGGCCAACAGGGGCGAUGCCGAGCAGCUGAUGUGUUGUCAGGGCUUUUCCUCCAAACUCUUGACAGACCAGCAUUUCCCAUCUACAAGGGCUCCAGUUACAAGGCCUCCCAUCCUGCAGCCUGUACCCAGGUAGGUAGCUAUUCCUUGCAGGCCUGGGCCUAUGGAUGUCAGCGGGGCCAUGUAUGAGUGAGGGGGCUGGGAUCGGCUUCCCUGCUUCUUGCAAGUGCCAGCAAUUUCCCCUGCCACAUCCCGAUAUGUCUGCUCCUUUGUCAAACCAAUGACCUUGGGGACCCAAAAUCAGGCUAGAGGAAUUCAGACCAGCCCAUGGGUUCAGCUCCUUUGUUUCUGGCUUGAGCCUCCUGGUCCAAGAGGGUUGUUAGCUUCCUCUAUAGCCCGGUAGUUUUCUUACAUGCGCUGAGCUCAUUGCAGAGGAUAGAGGGCCUUAGCCGAAGCAAGCAGAGCAGUGGUGGGCAUGGCUGAGCGAGGCCUGUAUUUAGGACAAUGCCCUGCUGCAGUGAAGUGUUAUGAACGCUUCCUAGUUGGGGAACAAAAACUCUUUCUGUGGAGGGUGAUAAGGGAUGAAGAAAUAAUAAGCUAUAUAAAGAAGUAUUAAUUUAUUGGGAAAAAAAGAUUUAAGACAGAUAUUUUCCCCCAGAAAUUAAAAAAAGGAAUAAACUUUAACAAAUAUAUAUUUAAAAUAUUAAAAAUAGUGUCAAUUAUAUAAUAAAAGUUUUAAAAAAAUCAAGAGAACUGGAUUUUAGCUUGAGAAAAUCUAUUAGAUUACAAUAAGCUCUAUGUCUUUGUGGCAAGAUCAUAUUAAGAGUAGCACAAGCAUAAGAUACCUUUUAUCUCCUUAGAAGGUCUGUGCAAACAGCUUUUGGUUUGUUUUUCUGUUGGAAUUCAGUGUUCUUCCUUUAUUUUUACACAGUUUAAGAAACUCAAAGGAUGUGCCUUGUUUCAUGAAGGUUUUUGUUAACUCUGAUCUGGAGGUUGUUUUAUUUUUCUUAGGUGUCUUCAGGGUUGUUUUUUAAUUUUUUUUUUAAUGUGUGUGAAUGUGUGUGUGUGCGCGUGCGUAUUCUCGAGAAUACACAGCUGUAUAUUCAUGUAUAAACGGGAUUUGGAGUCUGGUUUAUCGCUUGAAUUCUGAUGAAUGCAUUUUGCUUGUGGUUUCAAAACAACGUGUCGAUGUAAUUUUUUUCUGAGAAGUACAAACUGCUUUCUCUCUCUCUCUCUCUCUCUCUCCCCCACAUUGUGUUUGCUGAUCCAGAUGUGUUUGGCACAACUUUGAAAUUUCUUUAAAAAAAAAAAAAGCCUAGAACUAUCUGUUGUAAAGAAAAAAAAAUGUAUCUUAAAAAAAAAUCCAUGAAGCUCUCCAUGAUGGAUAUAUACAUAUAUAUAUAUUUUUUAUGAUUAAGUUAUGGAAUCUGUAUUGUAUUCCCAUUCUGUCAAAGCUAUGCAUCUUGGUGCUUUUCCCUGCUCUUCUGUGCUUUGGUUCCACCUAUAUUAUUCUGACUAUUCUGAAUAUUAAAUGGCUCGUGGUGCUUUGAAGACGUUUGCUCCUAUAAAAAGUCUGGCAACAAAUAUUUAAAGGAAAAAAACCAACCUUAUCAACCUGAAUUGUAAAAGAGACAAAUGUUAUUUUUGUUGUUGGGAGUUAACACCAACCAAAAAAAAUUCCAUGGUAGAGACAAUUCCUAAAGCACCAGGUUGUACAGUGUGUGUAUAUGUCCUUCUGGUCCCCUGCGAUGGACUGCCUCAUACUGUAAUUUUUUGUCAGGCAUGUGGCAGUGGUAUGCUUGACUGACUGCAGUUACUGCCAUCGGCUCUCAAUAAAUGUCAGAAAACUC
Molecule: messenger RNA, 10163 nt
Organism: Caretta caretta (loggerhead turtle)
Lineage: Eukaryota; Metazoa; Chordata; Testudines; Cheloniidae
Gene: CASKIN1
Product: CASK interacting protein 1
Molecular function (GO): protein binding
Source: RefSeq, a predicted model, not a curated record